GGGAAGCUCUGCUCAGAAGGUGGCUCGAGGCAGCCAGCAGCUGGGGGGGUGGAGGAGAGAGGAGCACGUGAGGGGGGGGUAGGGAGUUGGAGGGGUUGGUCCCCCCCACCGGCCCUUGGGCUCUGAUUCCCCCUCCCCCCCCAGCCCUGACCUGGGGCCCGGCUGGCCAUGGCCUUCGCCAACGCCGUCCUGCCCUCCAUCAGCAGCCUGGCCGGCUUCUGCCACUUCCAGGAGAAGCAGUCGGAGAUCCUCAAGUGGUGGAAGGUGGAAGAUGCCCCGGACCCCCCAGCGCCCGGCCCCACGGACCUGGCCCAGCCCCACGGCUCCCUGCAGCUCAAGCAAGGGGAUGAGGAGUCCUGCUGGGACCUGGACUUCCUGCUCAGCAAUUUCCCCAGCACGGAGGCCGGUGGCCCUGGCCCUGGCGGGGGGUUCGAGGCAGGGCCCGGGCUGUGCCAGGCGGACGCCUACACGGGGCAGAGCCCAGGCGGGUACACGGCGGGGGCUGGGCUCCCGGGCCCCACCAGCCUGGUAGCCGAGCUCCUGUUGGGGGACGAACCCCUGGGCUGCAGCUCGGCGCCUCCCGGCUAUGCCCGGGGGCAGGAAAAGGGGGGAGCUGGCACCUUUGGGGGGCAUUUGCUGGCAUACCCCUCCAGGCCGGACUGUGAGGCCCAGCCCCCCGGCGGGUGCGGGGAGCCCCGGCCCGUGGCCCUGCGGCAUGGCUACCAGCUGAUGUACGGGGGCUACGCCCCACUGGCCCCCACCCUGCUGGCCCGGGGCGCCCCCUACUGCCAGCUGCCUCAGCUGCCCCCCUACGGCCUGGGGGGCAGCUGCCAGGCCUCUCACAGCCAGUACCAAGGCUGGGUCCAGCUGUACCGGGGCAGCCCAGCUCUGCUGCCCUCCCCGGCGCCCGCGGGCUCCCUCGGCCUCCUGGCGCCGCCCGCCCCACCGCCCGGGAUGCUCCCGGCCAAGCCCAAGAGGAGCCGCAAGGCCUGGGCCCACAAGCGCCCCACCAGCCACACCUGCAGCCACCCCAGCUGCGGCAAGACCUAUACCAAGAGCUCCCACCUCAAGGCCCAUCUCCGCACCCACACAGGCGAGAAGCCGUACCACUGCACCUGGGAGGGCUGCGGCUGGAAGUUCGCCCGCUCGGACGAGCUGACGCGCCACUACCGCAAGCACACGGGGCAGCGCCCGUUCCAGUGCCGGCUGUGCCAGCGCGCCUUCUCCCGCUCCGACCACCUGGCCCUGCACAUGAAGAGACACAUGUAGUGACUGAGGCCACGCUGUGCCUGGCUCUGCCUGCGCCACGGACUGGUGCGUGGGCCUGUGACUGCCACGGACGCUCGGGGCCAGACGGGUGCUGGCCAGCAGCAGAAUUGGGGUGGGGGGGUGUUUAGGCUUCCUGUGGCUGAGGGGAAUGGACCUGGCGGGGGUGGGGGUUGUCUGAGUGCCCCUCUUGGAGGGCACUAGGGUGCUUGGGGGGCUGGUAGUUCCCCAGUGGGGGGGGUAGUGGAUGCACAGACCCAGCUUGGGGGAGGUAUUGUGCUGAUCCAGUGUGUGUGUCAAGGGGGGGUUUGAUCCUGGAUCUCCCCCCUUCAGCAGCCCCCCCCUUGGCCCUGGCCAGCUGCCCUUUGUCCAGUGCCAGCUGCUUCCUUGCUGUGGGGAACCCCUCCCCUCCUGGGGGUGCCUAGAACCCCUCCCCCGGGGAUCUGUCCUGCCUGUUGACGGUACCUGCAACUCACCCCCCUCAGAACCUGGCCUCUCAUGAGCGAUGCCUAGAACCCAACCUGCCUGCUCUUGUGGCACCUAGAACCCACUGUGCUGGAACCUGCCUGCUCUUGUGGCACCUAGAACCCACCGUGCUGGAACCUGCCGGCUCUUGUGGCACCUAGAACCCAACCCUCUGGAGAUCCCUCCUUAAAACCCCACCCUAGGGGGUCCCCUCUAGCACUGGGGCUGAGCAGGCAGCACCGAGGCAGGCGCCCCCUAGUGGCAGCGAGCGGUUUAAGCAGGUUUUCUUCAUUCCCCUUCAGCAGUGACCAGCAGCAGCUGCCUCCUUAUUCAAUGUCCGAGGGGGGUUGAGAUACUCAGACUUUAUAAACUGCAAGAGAUGGGGGGGUCCAGCAUCUUUCCCCUUUAGGGGGUGCUGGCUUUGCUCUGGCCCAGGGGCAGGGAACUGGCUGGCUGGGGGGUGGGGACUGGGCCAUGAGGCCUUUCCCUGCUAGGGGGAGCUGGCUCUGACUUACUUUAAUCAUUAAAGAACCAGAUGUAAUUUCUAGCUCCAUGAAAUGAGUUUGUGGGUCUCAGGCCCAUUCCCAUAAUCCUCCUGGCCUCACCCCGCUGCCCUUGCAGAGGCUGAACUGUUGUUAUCGCUCCCUGGUGCCCCAGCUCCUGUCACCCUCGGGGCAGGGGUGGGGAUUAGGCCAGGCCCGCGGGAGAUGGGGAGGAGAAGCGGUGGGGGUGGGAAGGGGGGGACUUCUCUGAAUGAACUGGCUCCAUUCAGAACAGCUGCUGGCCCUGGCCUCAUCUCACAGUGUAGCAACCAGACCUCCCACCUCAGCACACACAAGUUGUGCAACUCUUUGAAGGAGUAAAUUUACCCUCUGAGUAACUCUUUGCUGUUUCGGGGACCCAGUUCUUCUCUCUCCAUCCAUCAGUUCUGUAAAUCUGAUGCCUGUGACCAGAUUCCAUUUCUUUUCAGUGUGUUUCUCCCCCGUCUAGUGUGUCUCAUAUGCCUUAUACUGCCAUUGGUGAAUGGGGAUUCCCCUUGCUGUGUCUUCCAUGUGGAAUUCACACCCCACUGUGUCUGAACCUUUAACCCAGGAGAGGAUUGAAAUGAAGUUAUUUCUCCCCUGGCUCUUUGAAAGUGUGUCCUGGCGCAUUGAAAAGUAACAGCUGCCGGGGGUGACUCUGCCGAAGUAUCACGGAAGCGCUUCCCUAGCUUGGGGUCUCUGUCAGGCUGGGUGCUGCACAGUGAGGAACAGCUCCUGCUCUAUGUUGCCUCAGUUUCCCCUCUCAGCCCGUGUCUCUGAAUGUGAAAGGGACUUGCCCCAGCUCAGAGAUCAGGUCUGUGGCAGAGUGGGGAGGAGAACCCAGGAGUCCUGACUCCUGCUAGGGAGCCCUGGUCAUUCAGCCAGGCAGCCUCCCAGAGCCUAGUGAAUAAGAUUGAAUUUUGUUUAAUGACUGCAC
This is a messenger RNA of Mauremys reevesii (Reeves's turtle), 3189 nucleotides long. RefSeq names its product Kruppel like factor 1 (gene KLF1). The transcript has 3 exons. NCBI's taxonomy places the organism in Eukaryota, Metazoa, Chordata, Testudines, Geoemydidae. Gene Ontology annotation, biological process: regulation of transcription by RNA polymerase II. Gene Ontology annotation, molecular function: DNA-binding transcription factor activity, RNA polymerase II-specific; RNA polymerase II cis-regulatory region sequence-specific DNA binding. The record is from RefSeq and is a predicted model, not a curated record. The coding region runs from base 169 to 1269 and encodes 366 amino acids.